AUGGCCCAGUGGGACGCUUUGGUCUUCAGAAACGCAACGACACUCGUUCUAGCAGCGGGGAUUAUCGUUCUCUUCGUGAUCGUCGGUCAUGCCAUCUUCUAUAAUACCGCAUGGGCCUUGGCUCCCCUGAGAAACCUGAACUCAGAUUCCAACACUAUAUCGGAUCCACAACCACCGAAGCAGCCUCCGAGGCUAUCAAUCCUAGAUUUAGACGUGCGAUGA
Aspergillus melleus is the source of this 222-nucleotide messenger RNA. RefSeq lists its product as uncharacterized. The record is from RefSeq and is a predicted model, not a curated record. Lineage: Eukaryota; Fungi; Ascomycota; Eurotiomycetes; Eurotiales; Aspergillaceae. The transcript is spliced from 2 exons. The coding region runs from base 1 to 222 and encodes 73 amino acids.